UAAAAAAACCCGCCCCGCCCCCUCUUUCUCUCUCUUAAUCGUCUUCUAUCUCCCCUCAACCCUAACCUCUACACUCUCUCACUUCUCAUCCUCAAAAUUUCUAGAUCUACAUCCAAGUUUGAAGAUUCUGCCUCAAUUUCAAGAAAUACGACAAAAUGUAAAUGAAACUCAAAGACUUUGAGAGAAAUGUGAAAGAUAGCCAUGAAGAUUCUUUUAUAAGAGAAAAGAGGAUCAUCGGGCAAUCAGCCCCACUGUUUACUCUGCAGAAAUUCAAACCAGCUGAAAAGAUAAGACAAUUGCAGACAUCGUCUUCAAGGAAGUUUCAUUCUUAUGCUUUGCCUAAACCAGGUGAUACAACUAGGAUUUCUGCUAGAUCUGAGAAUCGUGUUUUAAGCACCAAGCCAAAUCCUCUGCUUGCUGGAAAUUUAUAUCAUUCACCCUCUCUGGUGCCGAACACGUAUGAAAAUCUUGUACGAACUGAAAUGCAUAACUUCCAUGCAUAAAGCUGAGGUUGCUAGAGAGGAGACAGAGUUGGGAUUCUAUAUUGAUUUGACGCCCUGUUGUUAUCCAUUGAUUGUAUUCUUUGUUAGAUAAUUUUUUGCAAAGUAUUAGGUUUUAUAUUUGAGGGAGUUUUGAUGUAAUCAUACCCAUGUAAAUGAUAUUUUUUUAUUCAUAUUUUUUGAAAUAUAAUAAGUUAACGUGAAAA
Messenger RNA from Spinacia oleracea (spinach), 706 nucleotides. RefSeq lists its product as uncharacterized. NCBI's taxonomy places the organism in Eukaryota, Viridiplantae, Streptophyta, Magnoliopsida, Caryophyllales, Amaranthaceae. The record is from RefSeq and is a predicted model, not a curated record. The transcript has 2 exons. The coding region runs from base 162 to 503 and encodes 113 amino acids.